UCUAUUCGCGUCCUGCCCAGCUCCCCUCAAGGGCGGGCCUUAUUGUCUAGUGCGCGUGCGCGACCGUAGAAGCAACAAAAAAGUUUGCAGAAGUUGUGAGACAUUGUUGGAGGAAAAUGGGCAGAGUGAUUGUUUUAGUCGCUUUUUUAGGUAUUUUACUUGCACUGUUUGCAGAGAGAUUUAUCACUUUCAGGAGUAGAAUCUUGGCUACUAGGGAAUUAAAACAAAAUCAUCUUCCCAACUGUCAGUACCUUAAAGGAAUUGCAUAUGGGUCAGAAGAUAUUGCCAUUCUACCAAAUGGACUGGCACUGAUCAGUUCGGGGCUGAAAUAUCCUUUAACGCAAAACUUUGCUCCUGAUGUACCAGGCAAAAUAUUGGUUCUGGAUUUGGAGGAGGAUGUCCUAAAACCAGUUGAACUCAGAAUCAGCCAUGGAUUUGACUUGCAGUCAUUUAACCCACAUGGAAUCAGCGCCUAUAUUGAUCAUACAGAUGACACUGUGUACCUGUUUGUUGUCAAUCAUCUUCACCCUCAUUUUACAAGUCAGAUUGAACUAUUCAAAUUCCUUGAUGAGGACAACACACUAAUUCACCUGAAAACUAUAAAGCAUGAAUUGCUGCUUAAUGUGAAUGAUAUAGUAGCAAUUGGACCAGAGACUUUCUAUGCUUCUAGUGAUCACUACUUUACAGAUACAAUUUUACGUAUUUUUGAAAAAUUUGUUGGUUUGGCAUGGUGUAAUAUUAUCUACUACAGUCCAGGAGAAGUGAUAAGUGCUGCAGCAGACUUUGGGUUUGCAAAUGGAAUUAACAUCUCUCCUGAUGGAAGAUAUAUUUAUGUUGCUGACCUUCUUGAUAGUAUUGUGCAUGUAUUGGAGAUUCAAGACAAUAAGACUUUGACACGUGUGAAGGUAAUUAAUGUUGGCAGUUUACCUGAUAAUAUUCAUGUAGAUCAUGAAACUGGGGACCUGUGGAUUGGAUGCCACCCCAAUGGUUGGAAAUUUUCCUUUUAUAAUAAGGAUGAUCCUCCAGGUUCUGAGAUCUUGCGAAUUAAGAACAUUCAUUCUGAGAAGCCAGUAGUGAUCCAGGAGUAUGCAGACAAUGGCAGUGUGCUUCAAGGAUCAUCAGUUGCUGUGAAUUAUGAUGGAAAAGUCCUCAUUGGGACAGUCUUUCAUAAAGCCCUAUGCUGUGAUUUACAUUAGUCAAAUGAUUAGUACACAAUAUACUUUUUCAAUGUGAAGGGUUGGGGAUGGUGGGUAAGUAUUCAUGUUUUAAAGCUUAUCAGUUAGUGAGAAUCACAGAGUUUAACUUCAUUGGCUAUAUAAUUUUCAGAUUUUUGCAUAUCCCAUUUCUUUGAAUUGAGAGAUUGUAGUAUACAUUAUUAUGGAAGAAUAAUGCAGUCGAAGCAAGACAUUUUUUGCCCUUUGUGCAUCUGAAUGUAAUUUGAUCCUGCAGUUCCUUCUUUUCUAUGUAAGAUUUGUAAAACUGUAAGUAACAAUGUCCUUCACUUACAUUCAUGUCACUGUUCAUUUUAAAAUUACACUUUGUCCUGUUUAGUCAGUAUUACAAAGUAUAUAAUUAUUUAUUUACAAGUGUUUUACAUGAAUUUUUUUUUUCAAACCUCAAUAAUCUAUUUAAUUUACAACCUAAAAUCCCCAAUGUACCAAGCACAUUUCCCUAAAUAAAUAUGUGAAUGCCUGUAA
This is a messenger RNA of Polypterus senegalus (gray bichir), 1697 nucleotides long. Its product is annotated as serum paraoxonase/arylesterase 2-like. The record is from RefSeq and is a predicted model, not a curated record. The coding region runs from base 117 to 1196 and encodes 359 amino acids. The transcript is spliced from 9 exons. Lineage: Eukaryota; Metazoa; Chordata; Cladistia; Polypteriformes; Polypteridae. Gene Ontology annotation, molecular function: arylesterase activity.